AUGUCUUCUCACCACUCAGAUUCGUCAUCAUUUUCCAGCUCUGAGAAAGAGGUCGCCGACUUCUCUGUCAUCGAGCUGAAUGCAGACUCUCUGAACUCUUCCAGCAACUCCAGUAUUGAAAAUGGAGUCUGCGACUCGGACAAGAUUCCCAAUGGCGGACUCGUCGCUUGGCUGCAAGUUCUGGGUGCCUUCUUCCUCUGGUUCAACACAUGGGGUCUUGUCAAUGCCUUUGGAUCUUUUGGGACAUACUACGCUCUCGGUCCUCUUCGCGACUACCCAGCUUCGACCAUUGCGUGGAUCGGCUCGAUACAGGCCUAUUUGAUGCUGUUCGCCGGUGCUUUGACCGGACCUCUAUUCGACGCAGGCCACUUUCGUAUCUUGUUGAUCGUCGGCUCCUCGCUCAUCGUGGUUGGCUUGAUGACCGCCAGUGUUUCGACAGAGCUGUGGCAAGUCAUGCUUUCGCAAGCCUUUGCCGUUGGUCUUGGAAUGGGCUGUCUAUUCUCUCCAUCCCUCGCCAUUCUCUCCACAUACUUCUCUGAAAAGAAGUUCUUCGUGUCUAUGGGUCUUGCUGCAGCUGGAAGUGGUCUUGGUGGUACAAUCUAUCCGAUCGUCUUCCACACCUUAGAGCCAAGGAUAGGCUUCGGAUCCGCAACCAGAGUCAUUGCUUUCAUCGCUUUGGGUACGCUCUUGGUCUCGAACGCCGUACUCAGAGUCAGAGUCCUGCCUGCUCAGAAGCGUAAAAUCUUCGACACGACCGCUUGGAGGGAGCCUGCCUUCACAGUCUAUGUCAUCGGAUCAAUGAUCGCUUUCCUAGGCACCUGGACCCCAUUUGUUUACAUCGAGGUCUAUGCUCUCUCAUACGGCAUCACUUCGAAAGAGCUUGCAUUUUACCUCCUCCCCAUCAUCACUGCUGGAUCCAUCUUCGGUAGAGUUGGACCAAACUUGAUUGCUGCCAGAAUCGGACUGUUCAACGUCGUCGUUCCCUGCCUUUUCAUCACCGGCAGUCUUGCAUUUUGCUUGAUCUUCGCAAAGACACAAGCUUCCUUGAUUGCCGUCUCCUGUCUCUACGGCUUCUUCUCUGGUUCUAUCGUAUCAAUAAUCCCUGCUCUUGGUGUCUUCAUUUCGCCAAGCAGAGCAGUUAUUGGAACGAGAAUCGGUAUGGCUUGUGCGACCAUCGGUCUCGGUAUGCUUGCUGGCACACCGAUCUCGGGUGCAAUCUUGACCAGGUAUGGCUUCACAGCCACCUGGGCUUUCUCUGGGGCUGCAGCGGUUUUAGGAGGUUGUUUCCUGGCUGCUGCUCGAGUGUUACACGGAGGUUUGACUCUGAGGCAAAAGUUAUGA
This is a messenger RNA of Aureobasidium subglaciale EXF-2481, 1341 nucleotides long. RefSeq lists its product as uncharacterized. The record is from RefSeq and is a predicted model, not a curated record. Gene Ontology annotation, cellular component: fungal-type vacuole membrane. The transcript is spliced from 3 exons. Gene Ontology annotation, molecular function: transmembrane transporter activity. Bases 1 to 1341 code for a protein of 446 amino acids. Gene Ontology annotation, biological process: transmembrane transport. Lineage: Eukaryota; Fungi; Ascomycota; Dothideomycetes; Dothideales; Saccotheciaceae.